CAUGGCUCCGGAGAGCGCGUCGCUCCUGCGCGCGGGGCUCGUGUUGUUGGUGGCAGCUCAAGUCCUUCCGUCGGCGUGCGGCUGCAACGGGGGCUUCUACGAGCGGACGAUCAACGAUCUGUGCGCGGCCAAGUUCAAGUUCGACAUGGGCGGGCUGGACCGAGGCCUGUGGUGCAGCUGGCCGGACACCACGGAGAUCUACGAGGAGCUAACGAACUGCACCUACCAGUUGGCCCUGAAGGUGGACUGCUUCUGGCCCAAUCAGAUAGUGGACCGCUUCUUCGUGCAGAUCCACCGGAUCUACUUCCACGACUGCGCUCUGACCGGCCGGCUCCUCCACGACCCGCCGAUCGGCAUCCUCGCCCCGUUCAUCGCCGUGCCGGUGCUGGUCACGCUGCUCGUGACUGCCCUGGUGGUGUGGAGGAGUAAACGCACAGAGGGGGUGUUGUAG
Molecule: messenger RNA, 451 nt
Organism: Cyclopterus lumpus (lumpfish)
Lineage: Eukaryota; Metazoa; Chordata; Actinopteri; Perciformes; Cyclopteridae
Product: receptor activity-modifying protein 1-like
Exons: 3
Coding region: 2-451 (149 amino acids)
Biological process (GO): G protein-coupled receptor signaling pathway; calcium ion transport; regulation of G protein-coupled receptor signaling pathway
Cellular component (GO): membrane; cell surface; signaling receptor complex
Molecular function (GO): coreceptor activity
Source: RefSeq, a predicted model, not a curated record